AUGAGCUUGGUGAGGCUGGUGGUGCUCCGGAACGGCGCGGCUGGGGCCGAAAAGCAGGCACUGGCGCUGGCUGCGAGACUGCGUACGAAACUGCUAGACGAGAUUGUUCCGCAGAGGCUGGGUGUGGUGUGCUCGCCAGUGGAGUGUGUGGAUGUGACACUGGGAAGAUCACACGUGAUUCCGCCGGUGCUGCAGGUUUUCGGUGCUAAACUCACUCGCAAUCCGCUAUUUGGCUACAAGGAGCAAGGCACAUGUCAAGUUUUCUCUGUGCAGAAAAAAACGGGAGAACUAAACGUCGUUAUCGGCUGUGGGAGGAGCACCGUGGCUCUAUGUGCGGUGGUGAAGCAGCUAGAGCCCAAAAGGACGUUCAAUGUGCAGAUCCAGCAUCCACGAGUGCCGCUCACAUGGUUUGACGCUAUAGUUGCACCCAGACACGACUUUUCAAGAGGCAAAAGCGGUGCAAACAACCUGUUCCUAACGUCUGGUACUGUGCACAACAUAACGCCGGAGUUGCUGCAUCAACACGGCAGUGAAUGGAGCGAAGAGCUCGAUGAAAAGCUUCAAAAGAGACGAAAACGCGUCGUGUGGCUGCUAGGAGGACCAUGUCGUGGCUUUGCGUUCACCGAGCAGGAUACUGAGAAGAUGGUGGACGAGUUUAUCCGAGCGCUUCCAGGCGAUGAUGACGUAGCAGUGUUGGUGACGUUUUCGCGAAGGACGCCUCAGAACGUGCGGAGGAUAAUUGGUCGCUGUCUAGAUGUAAGGUUUCCAGCGCCUGGACAGCUGCUAGUAUUUGAAGGCACCGAACGUCGGAAUCCGUACUAUGCACUACUGUCCACGGCGUCCUGUAUCGUAACCACGCCGGACUCGAUUUCUAUGACAACGGAGGCCGUCGCGUCGGGCAAACCGGUAUUCACUAUUGGCGUGAAAAACUGCAAGGGCAAAUUCCUGCGCUUCCACCAGGAUCUAUUUGAAACUAAGGCCACAGCUCCGUUCACCGCUGAUGCUGUAGCAGCAAGCCUUCGUGGUAUCGCUGAAGACGAUGUGUCGUCGAGUGCUACCAACUUAGAGGAAGAGAUCUCCGCUAUCAGUAAGGUGUGUCUAUGUUGA
Messenger RNA from Phytophthora infestans T30-4, 1107 nucleotides. RefSeq lists its product as uncharacterized. The coding region runs from base 1 to 1107 and encodes 368 amino acids. The transcript is spliced from 3 exons. The record is from RefSeq and is a predicted model, not a curated record. NCBI's taxonomy places the organism in Eukaryota, Oomycota, Peronosporomycetes, Peronosporales, Peronosporaceae.